AUGGGACAUGAAAGAGGACGACUCAUCUUGAUAGAGGGGUUAGAUAGGACCGGUAAGUCGACACAAGCAUCUUUAUUGGCUCUGGAACUCACUAAUGCCAAGGUAAUCAAGUUUCCUGAGAGAUCAACCAAAAUAGGAGCUGUGAUUGAUGAAUAUUUGACUAAUGAAGAUUUCAACCUUAGUGACCAGUCUGCACACUUGUUGUUUCUGGCUAACCGAUGGGAGGUUGCAGAAAAUAUGACCAAGGAACUAAACAAUGGAGUGAGUCUUGUUGUAGAUAGGUACAUAUACUCUGGGAUUGCCUACUCUUUGGCAAAGCUGGAAUUUUACCAUAAAGAUUCCCAAUCAGAGAUGUCUAAAGUUGAUUGGCUCUAUGCUCCUGACAGAGGUCUACCUAAACCUGACAUGACUUUAUUCCUUACUUUGGAUUUAACAGAAUUGGGAAAUAGGAAAGGCUGGGGCGAGGAGAGGUACGAAAAGGAAGAAUUUCAAAAAAUUGUUAAAAAGUGUUUCUUUCUGACCUUGAAAUGGGAAGAAGAUGAUACAGUGAUAAUUUUGGAUGUCCAAGGAAAAGGAAUUGACGAAGUCAAGCAAAUGAUAUGGGAUAUUGUUGCGAAAAAGCUGAUGAAUACAUUAACUAAUGAACCUCUACAUAAAUUUAUGUAG
Priceomyces carsonii is the source of this 666-nucleotide messenger RNA. RefSeq names its product bifunctional thymidylate/uridylate kinase. The transcript has a single exon. The coding region runs from base 1 to 666 and encodes 221 amino acids. Gene Ontology annotation, biological process: dTDP biosynthetic process; dTTP biosynthetic process; dUDP biosynthetic process. The record is from RefSeq and is a predicted model, not a curated record. Gene Ontology annotation, molecular function: nucleoside diphosphate kinase activity; dTMP kinase activity; ATP binding. Lineage: Eukaryota; Fungi; Ascomycota; Pichiomycetes; Serinales; Debaryomycetaceae. Gene Ontology annotation, cellular component: cytosol; cytoplasm; nucleus.